UCUCUCUCUCUCUCCGAGGGUCUGCACUGUGAGCAGGUGCCAGAACUGGUGGCCACCAAAAGGAUGAGGGAGCUGCUCACCGAGGGUCUGCACUGUGAGCAGGUGCCAGAACUGGUGGCCACCAAAAGGAUGAGGGAGCUGCUCACCGAGGGUCUGCACUGUGAGCAGGUGCCAGAACUGGUGGCCACCAAAAGGAUGAGGGAGCUGCUCACCGAGGGUCUGCACUGUGAGCAGGUGCCAGAACUGGUGGCCACCAAAAGGAUGAGGGAGCUGCUCACCGAGGGUCUGCACUGUGAGCAGGUGCCAGAACUGGUGGCCACCAAAAGGAUGAGGGAGCUGCUCACCGAGGGUCUGCACUGUGAGCAGGUGCCAGAACUGGUGGCCACCAAAAGGAUGAGGGAGCUGCUCACCGAGGGUCUGCACUGUGAGCAGGUGCCAGAACUGGUGGCCACCAAAAGGAUGAGGGAGCUGCUCACCGAGGGUCUGCACUGUGAGCAGGUGCCAGAACUGGUGGCCACCAAAAGGAUGAGGGAGCUGCUCACCGAGGGUCUGCACUGUGAGCAGGUGCCAGAACUGGUGGCCACCAAAAGGAUGAGGGAGCUGCUCACCGAGGGUCUGCACUGUGAGCAGGUGCCAGAACUGGUGGCCACCAAAAGGAUGAGAGAGCUGCUCACCGAGGGUCUGCACUGUGAACAGGUGCCAGAACUGGUGGCCACCAAAAGGAUGAGGGCGCUGCUCACCGAGGGUCUGCACUGUGAACAGGUGCCAGAACUGGUGGCCACCAAAAGGAUGAGAGAGCUGCUCACCGAGAGUCUGCACUGUGAGCAGGUGCCAGAACUGGUGGCCACCAAAAGGAUGAGAGCGAGAGCCCAGGGACCAGGAGUCGUGAAGGUCACAUUCCGGGGGGUCAAAGAUAAAGUGGAUGUUCUCUGGCUGAAGCAACAUCUGAAGAGCAGCCAAAAAUGUUCAUCAGAUCAGCCAACAUUUUGGGGAAUAGGAGGAUGA
Oncorhynchus keta (chum salmon) is the source of this 1005-nucleotide messenger RNA. RefSeq lists its product as uncharacterized. The record is from RefSeq and is a predicted model, not a curated record. Lineage: Eukaryota; Metazoa; Chordata; Actinopteri; Salmoniformes; Salmonidae. The coding region runs from base 64 to 1005 and encodes 313 amino acids. The transcript has 2 exons.